Molecule: messenger RNA, 3642 nt
Organism: Torulaspora delbrueckii
Lineage: Eukaryota; Fungi; Ascomycota; Saccharomycetes; Saccharomycetales; Saccharomycetaceae
Gene: TRK1
Product: Trk1p
Exons: 1
Coding region: 1-3642 (1213 amino acids)
Biological process (GO): intracellular potassium ion homeostasis; potassium ion import across plasma membrane
Cellular component (GO): plasma membrane
Molecular function (GO): high-affinity potassium ion transmembrane transporter activity
Source: RefSeq, a predicted model, not a curated record
AUGCUCGCCAAGAAAUUGAGUCAUGUACCGACUUUGGCAUCCUUGAAUAUUCGGUAUAAGAAAACCUUUGGUCACAAAUUCAGAGAUGUCAUCGCUGCAUGUGGUUCGUACCUAAAACCUGUCCGGAAGUAUAUCUUUCCAAAUUUCCUGGCUGUUCACUAUUGCUAUAUCAUUUUUGUCACCAUUAUCGCAUCGAUCCUCAUGUAUCCAGUCAGGAACCAAAAGUACAUUGAUAUAUUGUUCCUAGCAGCUGGUGCAACUACUCAAGGUGGACUGAACACAGUUGACACCAAUACAUUGUCGUUAUAUCAACAGAUCAUCGUCUACAUCACUUGUGUUUUUUGCACUCCGAUUGUCAUACAUGGUUGUCUUGCGUUUGUGAGAUUGUACUGGUUUGAGAGAUACUUUGAUGGUAUCAGAGACUCAUCGAAAAAGAAUUACAAGAUGAGAAGAACAAAGACUAUUUUGGGUCGUGAGAUGACCAGUAGAACUAUGUCCAAGAUGCCUCAGCGUCCAACACACAUACUCUCUAUGCUCCCUACGAGUUCUCGAAAUGAUGAAAACUUUCAAGAUAAGUUGUUUAGUGGUAAGGAAUUUUUCAGAAAAGAGGGUGAGGAUGAUGUUGACAAUGACAAGCCAGAUACUACAAAGCCCAAGGAUAAGAACGGUUUUGACUCCAAUGGAUCAUCUUGGUCAAGUUCAAAUACUGUGAAAGAAAAUGGCAAUCCCAAUACUCAUGUGCGAGGAGAUUUGGUUUUCAAAGAACCUGGCAUCAAGAAGCCGACCAAACCUCGUGAACGAUUUGCCGGUAGAAGAAGCUCAGCAGAUAUUUCGCCGGAGGAUAUGUAUAGAUCGAUUCAAAUGAUGCAAGGGCAACAUCAAGAAGCUCGUGAGGACGAGGGCCCUGCCCUAGUAAUUGGCGCACCAACUGAUAGACCAGUGGCUCGUAACGAAGAGGCCAAGCAGAAGCAGGCACCUGAGGAUGGUACGAAAGAUGAUCAUCAUAGCAUUCUAACGGAAAAUCAAAGUAAGCACACGAGUGCCCUUAAUUCCAGUAUAGAUCCACAUCAUACCCAAACGCCUCCGGUUCAAAAAGUGCAGUCUUCUCCAAUAGCAUCUCUGAAAACGAUCGAUGAAGAGACUAAAAUGGGAAGAAAGGACUACGACGAACCCGAGGCGAAUAAACCAACAAUUCAGUUCGACGUUUCAGCGCAGCCAAAGAGACCCAGUUCUAAAAUAGUCAAGGACUCUACCAUUCGCAUACCUCGUCGAGGUAACCAAUACAGGACCAAAUCGAAUAGAGGUUUACUCAAGCAUUUGCCUAAAGGAAAGGAGCUGCGACAAAAGCUUAAGAGACGACUAUCAUCUAAUUCUGCGGAUGGUUUGAAUAGUGAAAAGCGAAGAAGCUAUACAGAUGAUGAUGAACCCACGGACAAGGAUAACAUGGAAGAGUAUUUUGCUGACAACGAAAGUGAUGAAGACGAUGAAGAGCAUCCUAACGUCUAUGGAGAGGGCAAACGGCUCAGUAAAGUUCCCACCACAGGAGAAGUUGAAGAACCACGCCGUUCCCAACUUGCCGAAAUGCCUAGAAGUCUUACUAUGGACGCUCGUCAGGCAAAAGAUCUUAAUCAGUUGGCGCAGACUCGUGAGUUUCAAAAGAUGAUAUAUAAAGACUGGAAGAAAAAGCAUAGAAAGCCAAACCCGCUUAGGAGGAAAAGCUGGAACGCCAAAAAAUUCGAGAAUGAAUAUUCUGCAGGCUUUCCGUGGAUGCAAGAGGCUUUCAACGCCGAUGAGGAUUUAUCCUCAGAUCAUGAUUCAGGUGAAGUCAAUUCCGGGCAUGGCAGCAGUUUCGAUAAUGUAAAAGGUAAUGUGGCUUCUGAUAGUGAUGACGCAGCGAAUCAGGAGCCUAGCAGUCCAAGAGACCGCGACUCUCUUGACGAAGAGCAGGGCUACUAUGGUUUGACUAUAGAUCCCGAGUUUACCAGUAAUGCUCGUCCGGCGAUUGCUCGGACCAUGAGUACCAACUAUUUGUCAUGGGAACCUACUAUUGGACGUAAUUCGGCUUUCACAGGGUUAAGCAAAGCACAAAGGGAAGAGUUGGGUGGUAUUGAAUAUACAUCGAUCAAACUUCUUUGCCGCAUCCUCGUUAUCUAUUACGCGGGGUUUUUAAUAUUGUCAUUUGUGCUGAUAGUUCCAUGGGUCCUCCAUCAAUCUCACUACAAGGCGAUUAUCAGAGAAAAUGGAGUUUCACCAACUUGGUGGGGGUUUUUCACUGCCAUGAGUGCAUUUACCGAUCUUGGUAUUACUGUGACACGAGAUUCGAUGCUCUCGUUCAACAAAGCGGUUUACCCAUUAGUGGUCAUGAUGUGGUUUAUUAUCGUUGGCAACACCGGGUUCCCCGUUCUUCUGCGGUUUAUCAUAUGGGUACUUUUCAAGCUGUCGCCCGAACUAUCGCAAUUUAAAGAGAAUCUGGGGUUUUUGCUGGACCAUCCCCGUCGUUGUUUCACACUUUUAUUCCCAAGCGCUGCAACAUGGUGGUUGCUCGCCACUCUUGUUGCUUUAAAUGGUAUUGACUUGGUGCUAUUCAUCAUCCUGGAUUUCGGAAGCGCAGUACUUAGACCGCUUGCUCGAGGGUUUAGAGUGCUGGACGGGUUAUUUCAAGCCGUGAGUACACGAACCGCCGGCUUCACUGUCGUUGACUUGAGUAAAUUGCACCCUGCGAUCCAAGUUUCUUACAUGUUGAUGAUGUACGUAUCUGUGCUACCUCUAGCCAUUUCAAUCAGAAGAACCAAUGUUUACGAAGAACAAUCUCUGGGUCUUUACGGAGAAAUGACAACUGAAGAUACGUCGAGCACUGAUUAUAGCACGGAUAGCGAGGGCUCUAGCGAUUCGGGUUCAAGAAGAAAGAAAAAGAAGAAGAAGCAAGGAAAAGAUUCGAACGAAUCAUUCAUCGGUGCGCAUUUGCGUAGACAACUAUCUUUUGAUAUCUGGUUUUUGUUCCUUGGUCUUUUCAUAAUUUGUCUCUGUGAGGGUGGUAAGAUCCAAGAUACCAGUAAACCCGAAUUCAACGUUUUCGCUGUUCUAUUCGAAAUCGUGAGCGCUUACGGUACUGUGGGACUAUCACUUGGUUUUCCAAAUACCAACACUUCGUUCUCGGGCCAGUUCACAACACUCUCAAAACUAGUCAUCAUUGCGAUGUUGAUCCGUGGCAGACACAGAGGUUUGCCGUACGCACUAGAUCGUGCUAUCAUGUUGCCCAGUGACCGUUUAGAACACAUUGAUCACAUCGAAGACCUCAAAUUGAAACGCACAACCCGUAACUCAACCAACAACGUCGACCCAGUCACAGCAUACUUCAAGAAGAGAACGGGGAAACUACACCGCGGUUUCGAUCGUCUACGUCGCUCAGUCGCCGAACCAGAAGAAGCUCAUCUGGAGGCCUAUGGGCAACAUAACAACAGUCCAGACUACAAUCUGCCCGGCGAAGACGAGCGAGACUACCAACUCGAAACUGUUUCGCAGGCGACCCACUCCGCUCCUUCCUCCGUCCAUUCCCCGGGCUCUAUAGACUCCGAACAACUCACGGACCGGGACUCAAACCACGACUCUAUGCAUUUAACCCAUCCGAUCUCUUAUAGUUGA